GCGUAUACGGAUUCUUGGGCCAUGCGCUCGAAGAAGGCGUGGUUGUCGGUUGGGGGCCGGAGGGCGCUCCAGAUGGGAAAUGCGGAGAUGUAGGUCUCCGGGAAUACGAUCAGAUUUGCAUUUUGUCGGGCGGCUUGUUUCAUGAGGGAGAUGGCCUUGGUGGUGGAGUCGCGGGCGGAGAGGAAGACGGGGGAGACAUGGCAGGCGGCGAUUCGGAGGGGCAUUUUGGCGGAGUUUACAACUACUUUACUUGGGAGGAGGAAGUCAUUCAUGUUCCCCGCCCUGCCUCAGGCUGCCACGAUCACGGGGAUGCAACAGCAACAGCAACAGGAAGCAUUCAUGAGGGUGGAGGAAGAAAGUCGAGAUUGUGUCUGACUAAUCGGCACGUGCCGCAAUAUCCGCCGUAGCCGCCCGCAUCGUCCCUUUUGCAUCGAAUCCAUUUCCACAUUGAAGCCACUCCUGCGCAUCAUUCGCCUACAUGACCGACCAGCUCAAACGCAAGCGCUCCAGAGUUGCCUGUGCGCCAUGUCGCGAGCGCAAGCGCAAAUGCAACGGGGGAGAUCCGUGCACCACCUGUCUCGAAUGGGGCUAUGACUGCUGCUACGGCACACCCGCCAGCCUGAAGAAACAGAAGAACUCGAAUCCGUCCAUCCCGACCAGCUCCGCCUCGCCGGGAAGACCCCCGGAUUCUGAUGCUCUAGACUCUCUCCCUCAAACCUCCGCCCCCGACCCGCACCGCAUCACCCGCUCCCUGGAGGCCAACUCCGGCGCCGCCUUCGUGCGCAAUCUCGGCCUGAAGGUCGACUCCUCCAAUGCCCCGCGACUGAAUCUGUUUGGCUGGAAUAUCGGCGAGCGCCGCCUGCCGUCGGGCCUCGGCAACGGCGCCGUCUCUGCGCUGCCGAUCGUCGAUAUCCUGUCGCGCGACGACAUGAAGGCCUUGGCGGGGAUCUACUUCGCCAAGGUCGAUCCGUGCUACGGCUUCAUCGACUCGCGCCAGUUCUACGAGCGCCUGGACGAGCGCUGGCGGUCGCCCCUGAGCUCCGGCGUCUACGAUAGCGUGCUGGCCGGCGUCGCCGCGCUGGGGUCCCUCUUCUCGCAUCGCAUCAUCGACGUGACCGAGCUGCUGCUGGUCGAGUCGGCGCGCUCCAUCCUCGAGCUCAAUAACCGCGGCGGCCUGCCCUGCUUCGACACCGCGACCGGCUGGACCCUGCGCGUCGUCUACAUGCGCAUGACCGCGUCGCCGCACUCGACCUGGAUCGCCAGCGCCACGCUGAUGCACCUGGUCGAAGCCCUGGGCCUGCACCUGGAGUCCGCCGGCGAGACCAUCCUCUCGCGCCGCGUGCACUGCAGCCCCGACAUCCGCCGCCGGCUGGUCGGCGUCGCGCGCCACCUGAACAUGUGGGUGUCCUACGACCUGGGCCUGACGCGGGUGAUCGUCUGGAACGACCAGUGUCUGGCGCCCGCCGCCAAACCGGGCGACUACACGACCGAGCUGCUGGGUCUGCUGCCCGUGUCGGCGAGCCUGGGGCCCGAGAAGUCGCCGGACGACCGCGACCUGGAGGCGUCGCUGCGGGCCAUCCUGGACGGCCGCCACACGCAGCCGCCGUCGGUCAUGGCGCAGUGCAACCUGGCGCUGUGCCUGCUGCGGCGGCUGCUGGUGAUGAACGCCAGCACGUCGUCGGCCGUCAAGGAGCGGGUGCUGGCGCUGUUCCGCAGGGCGCUGCAGGGCGCGCGCAGCAUGGCCAUGAACUGCUGCCCGUGGCACCACAUGGCCAACGUGCCGUUCCAGAUCAUCGGCGUGCUGCUGGACAUGGACACGCGCGCGUCGCUGGCCCUGCUGCCUGAGGCCAUGCAGACGCUGAAGUUCGUGGCGUCCACCUAUGACACCGACACGAUGCGCGAGGCCUACAGCACCGCGUGUCUGCUGGUGCGGCUGUACCAGCGCCGCCGGCAGGAGGACGUCGACAUGCUGAGCGGGCUGGUGAGCACGCAUCAGCAGCCGGACCCCGAGGUCCCGGCGGAGCAGACCGGGGCGAGUCGCGAGGAGAUCUCGUGGCUGGAGGAUCUGGUGGCGGAGAUGCCCAGUCUGCAGGGGAUCAAUCUGUACGAGUCGCUGGAUGACGAUGUGAUGAAUCUAUUUCCGACGAAUCUGUAAAUACGUAACGUCCAUACGGUGGUCCAUACAGGAUUGUCCAUACAGGAAUGGUGCAAUGUGAACAUGCAUGUGAAAAUUUCUCAAUUGCCCGGGGACGACGAUCCUUUAUAUAGUGGCGCAUCCCUCGCUUCAC
This is a messenger RNA of Aspergillus steynii IBT 23096, 2288 nucleotides long. RefSeq lists its product as uncharacterized. Gene Ontology annotation, molecular function: DNA-binding transcription factor activity, RNA polymerase II-specific; zinc ion binding. NCBI's taxonomy places the organism in Eukaryota, Fungi, Ascomycota, Eurotiomycetes, Eurotiales, Aspergillaceae. The record is from RefSeq and is a predicted model, not a curated record. The coding region runs from base 479 to 2155 and encodes 558 amino acids. Gene Ontology annotation, biological process: regulation of DNA-templated transcription; response to xenobiotic stimulus. The transcript has a single exon.